Molecule: messenger RNA, 3871 nt
Organism: Entelurus aequoreus (snake pipefish)
Lineage: Eukaryota; Metazoa; Chordata; Actinopteri; Syngnathiformes; Syngnathidae
Gene: antxr1c
Product: ANTXR cell adhesion molecule 1c
Exons: 18
Coding region: 1-1683 (560 amino acids)
Cellular component (GO): membrane
Molecular function (GO): signaling receptor activity
Source: RefSeq, a predicted model, not a curated record
AUGCUGCCACGAUUGUUGUGGAACAUGUCUCUUGUUCUGGUGUUGUUUGGAUUAUUUUUGCUCACUUCUUCAUCUGCCAGAGGCGAACCAGAGCUCAGGGAUGAAGAGGAGGAGGAGGAAAGUUCUUGCCAAGGCGCUUUUGACCUCUAUUUUGUGCUUGAUAAGUCCGGCAGUGUGAAGAAUCACUGGGAUGAAAUCUACUACUUUGUGGAAAAUUUAGCAGAGAAGUUCAAAAGUCCCAUGCUUAGAAUGUCAUUCAUUACUUUCUCAUCCAGAGCAUCUACCAUCCUCAAGCUUACUGAGAACAGGGUGGACAUCAAAAAGGGGCUGAAUGCGCUUAAAAGAGAGAUUCCAGGUGGAGACACGUUCAUGCAUCUUGGACUAUAUAGGGCAAAUGAGCAGAUUUACCAGGAGAACUUUGGCAAGGCCAGCGUGAUUAUAGCACUUACAGACGGAGAGCUGCAGGAAGAUCAACUUAUCACUGCGCAGCAACAGGCCGAGCGAGCCAGGUCUCUCGGAGCUAUCGUGUACUGUGUUGGCGUCAAAGACUUCAAUGAGACACAGCUGGCGACUAUUGCAGACACCAUUGAACAUGUGUUUCCUGUUAUGGGCGGCUUCCACGCCCUUAGGGGUGUUAUUGAUUCGAUCAUCAAGAAAUCUUGCAUUGAGAUUUUGGCAGCGGAGCCCUCCAGUGUGUGUGCAGGAGAAUCUUUCCAAGUGGUGGUGAGGGGCAACGGGUUCCUCCACGCCAGGAACAUCGACCAAGUGCUCUGCAGCUUUAAAAUCAACGACACCAUUACAAUCAAUGAGAAGCCUGCCGGUGUAGAGAAUACGUUCUUGCUGUGUCCAGCUCCUGUCAUUGAUGAAGUCGGGAAGGUGAUUUAUCUUCAAGUGAGCAUGAACGACGGUCUGUCUUUCAUCAGCAGCAAUGUGCACAUCACCACCACAGAGUGUUUUGAUGGCACUAUUCUCCUCAUCACCCUGCUGGUGUUGUUUCUCCUGUUAGCCUUGCUUCUCAUGUGGUGGUUCUGGCCUCUCUGCUGCACAGUGGUGAUCAAAGAACCUCCUCCUCCACCUCCUCCUGAGCCUGAAUCAGAUGAUGAAGAUGGUCUGCCAAAGAAGAAGUGGCCCACUGUAGAUGCUUCAUAUUAUGGAGGAAGAGGAAUCGGAGGCAUUAAAAGAAUGGAGGUGCGAUGGGGCGGUAAGGGCUCCACUGAAGAAGGGGCAAAGUUGGAGAAACCGAAGAAUGCCGUGGUGAAAAUGCCAGAACAGGAAUACGAACCCUUCGAGCCAAAACCCAAGAAAUCUCCUAAAAAGGCGCCUCAGAACCGGAAGUGGUACACACCCAUCCGGGGUAAACUGGAUGCUAUCUGGGCACUGUUUCGCCGGGGUUAUGACCAAGUGUCUUUGAUGAGACCCCAGCCCGGUGAUCAUGGUCGAUGCAUCAACUUCACAAGAGUGAAAGAAGGCUCCAAUCCAGCCAAGUCGGCGCCUCGCUCCCCAAUCCACACGCCCUCACCACCUGUGCCUGACUACCACCGCGCCGAGUCCCCUACAAUGUCCAGCCCUCCCGCCAAAGCCCCCCCUGUGGCCAAUCUACCACCAGGACCGCCUCCGUCCCGCACACCCCCCGGGCUUCCCUGUCCACCGCCGUCGCGUCCACCACCCAGCCUGCGACCAUGAAUGAGCCAGGUAAUAAGCCCGCCCCCAUUCGCCGACUGACCACUCUGUUGACCCUCGGUCUGACGUCAGUCCUCCAGACGCAGGUUCUUCUGCCAUUCCCUGAAGAUCAUCAUCACCUGAUCAAUUACGGCUUAUUUUGCUCUCUCUCGUACGGCUGUCAAGAUGAAAGAUUCUUAACAUAAUCAGUGAGGCCUUCAAUGACUUUGUAUGCUUGCAGUUUCUAUGCAACUAACACCAGGAGUGUUACACCUUCAACACUAUGCACUCAUUUGAGAGUCACAUGUUAAGUUUUGUUUGCGUUCUUUCCUGAGAACUUAAAGACCAUGUUUUCUAUUUAAAAAAAUAAUGACAUAACACCCCGUUGACAGAAAUGAUCCAAAAACACACAAACACUAUGAAACACAUGCAAUGAGGAAAUGCUGCAAUCACGAAAAAAACAGCAAAAAAAUGUUUAAAUUGCACUCAAGCCCUCAAAAACAGCUGCAAAUGAGAAUUGCUGAAAGUUCAAAGAACAACAUGAAGGUUAACUAGUUGUUUUCAGGUUUGUGUUUGUUGUGCAUGUUUCCCGUUGUUUUGUGGCGUUUCUUUAUUUUUGGAUCAGUUUUCCCUCCGUUGGCCACCCUAGAAAUAAACUUCAGAAUUACGUUGGGGUUUUUUUCGGACCAUAAGGCGCACCAGAUUAUAAUGGCCCACUGCCGUUAAGCGGGUCUACUGAGGUCUAUUUUCAUACAAAAGGCACAUUAAAGGGGUCAUAUUAUGAUUUUUUUUCCUCUACGUUUAAAAGACUUCCUUGUGGUCUACAUAACAUGUAAUUAAAGUUAAAGUACCAAUGAUAGUCACACACACACUAGGUGUGGCGAAAUUAUUCUCUGCAUUUGACCCAUCACCCUUGAUCACCCCCUGGGAGGUGAGGGGAGCAGUGGGCGGCAGCGGUGGCCGCGCCCGGGAAUCAUUUUUGGUGAUUUAACCCCCAAUUCCAACCCUUGAUGCUGAGUGGUUCUUUGGUCAAAAUGUUAACUAGCAGACCAUCUUCAAGUCGUUUUCUGGCCGUCUCUUCAGGAUGCACCGUUUUGUGGGCGGUCUUAUUUACAGUACGUGGCUCUACUUUGACAGCGUCUUCUCCCCGUCAUCUUUCAUAGCAAGUCUAUUGACGAAUACAAGUUAGAACUGUACCCUAUUUUAAAGUAGAAAUGGCAACAUCAAGGAUGAAUGCCCCACAACAACAACAUAGAGAAAAAGAAGGAGCUUAAUGACAACACGCGGACUACAAUGGCGGACGCGCGCACAUUUUCGGGACUUAUGCAGUUCCCAAAUACACAUCAGCCGGUACCAAUAGGUAAGAAAAGUUGGUUUUGCAUUUUGUUGCAAAACAAAACACCAGAUAAUAUAUCCUAAUAGGUGCCAUUUUGGAUUCCUUAUACACACCAUAAUAAUACCCGUAUGUUGAAGCACAGUAUGUCUGACUACAGUAGCCGUAAUGCUCCAACAAUCCAUCAAGGGGUGCGGCUUUGUAGCUUACCAAAGUCAUACUAAAACAUAUUGACAGAUUUUUGAGCGCCGUGUGCUGCUUGCUUACGGGUACUUGCUAGCGUCAUUUAUUUAACAGUACACACACUUUUUGUGUGACUGCCAUCCACUGAUCACACUAAUUACACCAUUUAUUAAAUAAAAUUGCUUCGAGGGUCGGUAAGCACAACCAGAAUUAAUCCGUACAUUAGGCGCACCGGGUUAUAAGGCAAACUGUCCAUUUUUGAGAAAAUGAAAGGAUUUUAAGUGCGCCUUAUAGUCCGAAAAAUACGCUAGAACGAUGACUUUUUAUUUUUUACACCUUUUUUGUGUAUGUCUAGUCUGAUACAAAGUGAACGAGGUGAUGCAGGGGAACCUAAACAGGAUGAUUGUUGCAGGACAGCAAAAGCCUCUACAGACCAAAGUCAACACAAGCAAUACGAUUUUUGGAUUUGUUUGAUCAACUACUGAGUUAUGCCUUUGCCAUCGAAAAUUCAAGUAAAAAGUAAUUAGAACCUGAGCAGUUUUUGCAGGAUUGAUUGGAUCGUUUGCUCACAAAUGUUGGUGCUAAUUUUGCUAACAUGCUAAAUCAGCACAUUUGUUCUUCAGGAAAAGUAUUAGUUUAAAGCAACAUGGUUUUGCAACAUGCAAUAACAGGGAAGUGUACAGAAGUUGUUUUUUU